CUUUUUUAAGUACGACUCAGUAUCAUUGAGCUGAAACUUGAUUGGCUUUUUAUAUGGUAUUAACUCUGUUGAUAAGAACGCUAGAAAUGCAUAAAUAAUUCUUUUGCUUACUCAUUACCAGUACAAUUCGCUUGUUCCACACUUCUUCUUUUUUCUUUCUGAAACCAGCUUCAGGAACAGAGCUAUGAAGUUAGACAAGAAAAAGAUGAAGAAAACAACAAGGGAAACCCACAAUCAAGAAUCCCCAUUGCUUCCCAAAACAAGAGCAGAUGGCCAAGAAGCGAAAGAUUUCAACGGAGCUUCAUUUCUUGGAGCAGUGUUUAAUCUUUCGACAACUAUUAUUGGUGCUGGUAUCAUGGCAUUGCCUGCUAUUAUGAAAGUGCUGGGAGUUGGUCUCGGGAUUGGUAUGAUAGUGCUUGUUGCUAUACUCACUGAGUAUUCUUUAGAGAUUCUUUUGAGGUAUAGUAAGGCUGCAAAAGUGGAGUCUUAUGGUGGAGUCAUGGGAGAUGCUUUUGGGAAUAUUGGCAAGCGGCUGCUUCAGAUUUUUAUACUGCUUAACAUUGUUGGGGUCCUCAUUGUCUACAUAAUCAUAAUUGGUGAUGUACUGUCUGGAACAUCUUCAAAUGGAGUUCAUCAUGCUGGUGUAUUGGAAGGAUGGUUUGGAAGCCAUUGGUGGAAUGGCCGUACAUUUGUUCUUCUUUUCAUUACUCUUUCUGUAUUUGCUCCAUUGUCAUGCUUCAAGCGGAUAGAUUCAUUGAGAUACACAUCCGCCUUAGCAUUUGCACUUGCAGUUGUUUUUCUUAUUAUUACUGCCGGAAUCACAAUAUUCAAAUUGGUUAAUGGAAGUGUUGCCAUGCCUAGGUUUGUUCCUAAUGUCUCUGAUAUCGCAUCAUUCUGGAAUCUCUUCACUGUCGUCCCCAUUCUUGUGACGGCAUUUAUCUGUCAUGUCAACAUUCAUACAAUUGAAAAUGAGCUGGAAGACUCUUCUCUGAUACAGCCAGUCAUGCGGACAUCCAUAUCUCUCUGCUCUACUGUCUAUAUAUUGACAAGCUUCUUUGGAAUCCUCCUGUUUGGAAACUCCACAUUAGAUGAUGUGUUGGCCAACUUUGACACUAAUCUUGGUGUCCCUUACAGUUAUGUGCUGAAUGAUGUUAUUCGCAUCAGUUAUGCUCUCCAUCUCAUUCUUGUUUUCCCUGUAGUCUUCCAUCCGUUGCGCUUGAAUUUGGAUGGUCUUCUUUUUCCUUCAGCCAGGCCACUGGUUUUGGAUAACUGUAGGUUUACAUUGAUCAGCAUAACACUCAUCAGUCUCAUUUUCUUGGGUGCAAAUUUCAUAUCUAGCAUCUGGAUUGCUUUUCAAUUCACUGGAGCAACUUCUUCAAUUGUCAUUGGAUUUAUCUUUCCAGCUGCUAUUGCCCUGAGGGAUCCCCAUUUAGUGGCAUCGAAGAAGGAUAAGGUGUUGUCCGUAUUCAUGAUUUUUCUUGCUUUGUUCUCAAGUUUGGUGGCCAUUUAUUCUGAUGCAUAUGCAUUGUUCAGAAAGAACCCUUCCCCACAUGAAUAAUGAUUGUGUUCGGUGUCAUCACUAUGCAUAGGAGAAAUGGGCUGUGGUUUUUUCAUCAUUCGCUCAGAGAUCUCUAUGCAGUAAAAGCUGCAGAGUUUUCCGAGGGAAAACAAGCUCCAUAAGUGGAAGAAAUCCUCAACAAGUUAAUGUACAAAUAUAUAAAUUUUAUCAUGUAAUGUAUGUCUCCACAAGUGUGCUGCAUUUUACUUAGAUCUUGAUAUAGAAAAAUAAUAAAUUGUUUAGUUCAUCUUGCCUCA
This is a messenger RNA of Ricinus communis (castor bean), 1815 nucleotides long. RefSeq names its product amino acid transporter AVT6A. The coding region runs from base 185 to 1558 and encodes 457 amino acids. Gene Ontology annotation, molecular function: amino acid transmembrane transporter activity. The record is from RefSeq and is a predicted model, not a curated record. The transcript is spliced from 5 exons. Gene Ontology annotation, biological process: amino acid transmembrane transport. Lineage: Eukaryota; Viridiplantae; Streptophyta; Magnoliopsida; Malpighiales; Euphorbiaceae.